UUCUUCAGGUCACUAUGGUGAAGUUUGGGAAAUUUCUAGAACAGAUGUCAGCACAUGUUUUGCAGUUAAGACCUGAGUGUAACCAUUGCUGUAUAUGUGGAAGCACAUCUGUUCCUGCCGCUUUCACCACAGCUUUAGAGCUGUUUCCCCAGUUUCAUCAGCUCAACUUCUUUGUUUUGUGUGUGCUGUGUUUGUUACUGUGAAAGAAGAUUUUUCUCUGGACAAAGAGUGAGACGGAAUUCAUGAAAUCAGGAUGUUUGUUCUCACGUCGUUAACUCUGUUGCUCUCUGUGAGAGGCAAUAAUGCAGACACAGGUGCUUCUUUGGAAAGGACAUUCUGUAAAGAUGGAUUCUGUAUCAAACCGAGUGAUGGUGAAAUAAGAGCAGAAGCUGGACUCUGUGUUGUCAUACCGUGCUCUUUCACCACUAGUCCCAGAUUUCAUCCCCAAAAUAUUGUUUGGUUCAAAUGUGAGCCGUCUAAACAAAGAUGCGAUGGUUCAGAUGUGAUAUUCAGCAGGAACACAAAACAAGUCCAACCUGGGUUCAGAGGUAGGGUGUCACUGUUGGAGCCUGAUGUGAGUAAGAAGAACUGCAGUAUCAUCAUCAAGGACCUCACUGCGUCAGACUCUGGAUCAUAUCAAAUCAGAGUUAAUGGUUUUAUAAUGUUUAUGAAGGAAGAUGGAUACACAUUUUCUUCAAGAGCUACUGUCGCUGUUGAAGAUCUGACCCAGAAGCCUGCAGUGAUGAUCCCUCCAUUGACAGAAGGACAGCAAACCACACUGAGCUGCACUGCACCUGGUCUCUGCUCUGGGUCUGUUCCUGAGAUCACCUGGAUGUGGAGAAGAGGAGGAGGAGGAGGAGGAGGAGAGAAUCAUACCUACCUUACAGGGAACAUCACUGCUUUCCAGAUUGAACAUUUGAGUGCUGUAUCCCAAAGACACGUCUCAACCCUAACGUUAAAUCCUUCAUUCACCAAUCACCACAGCACUGAGGUCACCUGUCGGGUCAGCUUUAUAAACAACAUCACAACAGAAGAGACAGUGACUCUUAAAGUGAACUCAUAUCCAAAGAUUCUACAUAGCUCCAAAUGUAAGGUUCAGCGUGAGGUCAUGACCUGUGUAUGCAUCAGUGAUGGGUUUCCUUUACCCACCAUCAAAUGGUCACUGAUGUGGAACCACACCAAAUCCUCUGUCACUACCGCUGUGGCAAACACCACAGCCAACAGCACCCUUGUGUUAAAUGUAAAGGACCACAGCAACAUAGCGGUUCAGUGUGUCAGCAGCAAUGUAGUUGGGGAAGUGAAAAAGAGCCUGACCAUCACAACUUCAGAGAGGGUGGAAGAUCAACACGGGAAACUGCUUCCCUGGGCUGUCACUGCUGUUUCCCUCAUUUUGAAUGUCGCCUUAAUAAUCAGCCUGAUGUUCCUUUGGAAAAAAAGAAAAACAGUGAAACCAAACCAGGAGGACAGAACUUACAUGUCCCUGCAGAAAAAAGACCAGUCUCCAGAGUAUGAUGUUAUCUGCUAACCUCUGAACUAACAAGAGUCAGCUUCCACUGAGCGUAGCAGAAAAUAUUUUAAAUAAAGUCUCACUGAUCUGUUCUGUUUAAUUUAAACAUGUCUUAUUUAAUAGAUUUAAUAGACCUAGAUUUAAUGUGUUAUUUUCUCAUUAUUUAACAUGUACUAUUCACAUCUUUAACUAGAACUUUCCAGUCAAAUGAAUGGUAUUUUUUUAAAUGAUUGUAAAAUGUUUGAGAUGUCAU
Molecule: messenger RNA, 1760 nt
Organism: Notolabrus celidotus (New Zealand spotty)
Lineage: Eukaryota; Metazoa; Chordata; Actinopteri; Labriformes; Labridae
Product: sialic acid-binding Ig-like lectin 6
Exons: 6
Coding region: 254-1525 (423 amino acids)
Source: RefSeq, a predicted model, not a curated record